AUGCUUGAAACCCAGAUUUCACAAGUAGCUCAAACCACCUCUGCACAAGUUGUACCUGGAGGACAAUUCCCUGGACAAACCCAACCUAAUCCCAAAGGAACACCAAAUUCUAUCACCCUAAGAAGUGGAACCGCUUAUGAAGGACCGAAAAAUCCUAACCUAAGCUCAUCGGAAAAACCUAAGGAAGAUGCUGAACCAAAAGACCAGGUAGAGGAACCAGAGAAAUCCGAAAAGCAAUCAGAACAAGAGGUAGAGAAUCACACACCACAACCUUACAAACCACCCAUUCCAUUUCCACAACGGUUGAAAAACACCAAAAUAGAAAACCAAUUCCAAAAGUUCAUUAAGGUAAUAGAGAAACUCCACGUAGAAAUCCCUUUUACCGAAGCAAUAACCCAGAUACCAUCAUAUGCUAAGUUCUUGAAGGAUAUUUUGUCCAAUAAACGAAGACUCGACGAUCCCAAACCUUUAGACUGUCAUUCCAUAUCCGAGAAUAAACUUGCCAAGAAAGAUAAAGAUCCUGGAAGUUUUUCUAUCCCUUGCGUCCUAAGAAAUCAUAUGAUAGACAAAACAUUUCAAUACCUAGGAGCAAGCGUAAGUCUGAUGCCCUUGGCUGUCUGUAAGAAGUUAAAACUAGGAGUGCUUCAACCUACUAAGAUGUCGUUACAACUAGCCGAUAGAUCUGUUAAAUACCCCAUGGGUACCUUAGAGGACAUGCCUGUCAAGAUUGGUCAGUUAUACAUUCCGACUGAUUUUGUAGUUAUGGAUAUCAAAGAAGAUGAUGACAUCCCAAACCUUCUAGGUAGACCAUUCUUAUCGACCGCUGGAGCUAUAAUAGAUGUUAAGAAAGGGAAGCUGACUUUUGAGGUAGGAGAUGAAAAGAUCGAGUUAAUUCUAUCAAAAUUUCUAAUGGCACCAGUGAUAGGCUAUACGUUACAAACCCAUCAAGCUUUUGGCGCCGUUGCCUGGGACCAACUUCGUCAAAUUUUGUACCCUAUUGUUAUCCCGUUUAUACUAAGGCUAUUCUAG
This is a messenger RNA of Vicia villosa (hairy vetch), 1029 nucleotides long. RefSeq lists its product as uncharacterized. NCBI's taxonomy places the organism in Eukaryota, Viridiplantae, Streptophyta, Magnoliopsida, Fabales, Fabaceae. Bases 1 to 1029 code for a protein of 342 amino acids. The record is from RefSeq and is a predicted model, not a curated record. The transcript has a single exon.